AUGGGGGGAGGGAUUGGGUACGGCAAGUUUGGGAAAUGGAUGUUGAUGGCCAACCCGGCUCUCAUGAAGCUCAACGGAUACCCGGACUCGGCAACCUUUGACCGUGGACACUGCCCCCCUAAAACCCGCACUUGCCCGCCGCAUUUUGGCUAUCACCCGGCUGGUCACUCGCUCGUCCGCUUUCGUACUAUACGAUGGCGGCGGCGUACGACAGCCGACUUUACAGGUGCAAGCGCGGUACUGGACGAGAUGCAGAAGCGGUUGGCAGCGGUGGACGGAGAGAUGAGGGAGCGGCAACGGCGGGGCCGGUUGUUUAAGAGCAAAGGCGACAUGUGUUUGCUCAGCGGCUCGCCCCGAGAUGCGGCCGAAAAUUACAGGGCGGCUCAGGAGCUCGCAAAGGCCUGCGGCGACUGGGUUUGGUACGGCACCGCAAUGGAGGUGGGUCGUACCUUGUACGGCAGGGGUAUUGCCGCGGCGCGCAUUCACGAAAUCCUUACCGACCCCGCCGCGGCGGCCGCCAUAGGGCCCACAACCGGCGCGUUCGGGCUAGAUGCCGUCUCGGCGGGGGAUACGGGGGGCAGCGGAGGCAGCACCGGUACGACAGGAGCGGCAGCCGGCGGCGGCGGCGGUGGCGGCCGUGGUGGUGGCGGUGCUGGUGGUGGUGGAAAGCAGUCAGGCCGUACGCGCGACGGCGCUGCACGUGGUGGUGGCGGUGGUGGUGGAGGAGGUGGUGGAGGAGUCUACAUGACAUCUGCGAAGUGGGAGCUGUUGAGGAGGAGCGACGCUGAGCUGUUUGUACGGGAGUGCUUUGCGGACGCACGUACGGCAUACAAGAAGAAGGGUGGCGUGGCGGCGCUGCAGGUGGAGCAGCAUUUAAAGCUGGCUCGGCUUGUGGCUGGGCUGCGGGGUGAGGUUGCUCGCAAGGAGGUUUCGGAGCUGGUCGGGUCUGUGGGGGAUCUGCUUUCGUCCCUCCCUGGCGUGGAGGACCGCCUGGUGGCCACCGUGGAGUGCGCGCAGGUUCUGGGCAUGGUUGGCUACAGCCGCAAGCGUACGCUACUGCUGUGGCACGCCAUGGAGCAGUGCCGUACUUCGGCGGCGGUGGCGGCGGCGGAGAAGGGGGAGUUGCUGCGGAUUGCGGUUCGCGCGUUGGAGCCGCCGGAGGACCCCCAGGUGCAGGAUCCCGACGAUUUGCCCCGCACGCAUUGGAGCCUCAAUUGGGCCCUACGCCGGGGGCCCUCCCUGGCGCCGUACCUCACCCAGCCUAGGUCGGCUGGUAGCAGUCGCGGGUGGGAGGUGGUGCAAACGGCGAUGCUGGAGACGGCCCUCACUGCCGCCAAGCAGGCGCAUGCGCCUGUGGAGGCGGAGCACUAUGCCGUACUUACACCCCAGUACCAGGCAGCGUUGCUGGACACGCUGGAGCAGGCGUCUGUGGCUCUUUCCAGUCGUCAGCGCACUCGCCAAGGACCCGGACCCGGACCGCUGGUGCAGCUGAAACGGCUGCUACCGGCGGCGCCGCCGCUGCAGCCAACACCUCUGACGCUAACUGCCGCCGGCACCAUCGCCGCCAGCGGCGCCGCAGGCCGCGGCAAGGGCAGCGGCGGCGGCGGCGGCAGCGGGCCAUUCAUCUUCAAUCCAUACGCGGCCAAGCGCCAAGCCAAACAAGAAGCCGGGGAGGCUAAUGCCCACCCCCCUGACUGGGCGUGUAGUGAUGAGGGUCGGGUCGAGGUGUACGUGGUCAACCCUCUAGCCGUACCGCUGAAGAUUGACCAGCUACAGCUCCAUGUCAAGUACCUAGGGCUACAGCUCCAAGGUGGGGGUGGAGGCGGGGGCGCUACGGCCGCCGCGUCGCUCACACGCGGCGCUAGCGGCCGCCAGCCGGCGGCGGCGGCGGCGGCGGCAGCAGCAGCCGGCGGUAGCAGUAGCAGUACGGGUGCUAGCGGCGCGGCGACACCGUCGGCUGCUGGGGCUGCCGCUGCUGGCGGCGGCGGCGCCGGCGGCGCCAAGGCUUUCCGUACGCCCUCACUUAAUUUGGUCUUGCCCCCCAACGGCCGACCCCAGCGAGUGGUGCUCUGCGGGAAGCCACAACUGCCCGGAUUGUACGGCAUUGACGGUUGCCUGGUGACUUGUUGGGGUGUAUCUUGGCAAGUGCCCUUCUCAAUGCCGCUGAAGAAGCUGGCGGGGACGGCGACGACAGCGUCUGCGGCGGCGGCGGCGGCGGCGGCGCAGGGGCCCCGCGGUGGUGGCGGCGGUGGCGGCGGCAAAAAACCUUCAUCAUCGGUGUCCGGUUGCCGUACUGUGCACGUCAACGUGCUUCCCCCGCUUCCCCUCGUCAGGGUGAGAGACCUUGUACGGCACUGUCCGGAUAUCGAUAUGACGGAAGCCUUGGGGGCAGAACACAUGUUGCUGGCCAAGGGCCAUCAUCCGCGCAAGUCCCUGGGGUGGACCAGGGACGACGCAGUUGCACCCCCAAGGUGGUGCCCGCCACCCCUGCGGCGGCGGCGGCGGCAGCUGCCGGCUCCGGAACCGGCUCGGCCUUCUCGGCCGCUGUUCAACAGCCUCAGCAAAUCAAAUACUACGUGUGCGUGUGGGCGGGCAAACGACGUAUCAUCAUCAUCAUCAUCAUCAUCAUCAUCAUCAUCAUCAUCAUCAUCAUCAUCAUCAUCAUCAUCAUCAUCAUCAUCAUCAUCAUCAUGGGCUGCACACACCGCGUUUGCGGAGGAUCUCCUGCGCAGUCCCCCCGUUGCGGUGCUUGAGGGGCAGCGGCUGACGUGGAGCCUAACUUUGCAAAACCAGGGCGCACUGCCGGUCACGGCAAUGAGCGUGCUGGUCACCAACCACAAAGGUGUCUGUGGAGGUGAGGUGGUGGUGGAGGUGGAGGUGGAGGGGAUGGGGGUGGAGGUGAGGUGGUGGUGGAUGUGGAAAUGGUGGGGAUGGGGGUGGAGAUCACGAUUACAUACCUCCACAAGCCGGCAGCCGAACGACCGGAAAGAUCCGAGGACGGCGCACCGCUGGUCGGCCGCCGAAUUGGCCAUCACCCUCACCUUCGACAUCCAGCCCUCCCUAUCCAUCGCUUCCAUGAACUUCCUUGACCACUACGCUCCUCUUCGAAACGGACAGAGGUUGCCUAAUGAGGAUCGGCCCGCGGGCUCACGGGUUUCUGGCGGAACGCAGUCCCGGGGCUGGUUCGGUUCCCUGCCCGCUCCCAACCGCAGCAGCCAGGGUGGGCCCCAGGCUAACCUGCUCAUGCACCGGCAGAGCGGCUCAGCAGUAGCAGCUGGCCCUGGCGGCAGCAGCAGCAGCACCGGCGGCGGCGGCGGUGCAGGGUUGGGUCAGCACCAGCACCAGCACCAGCAGUCGUAUCCCGGUGUGAUGAUGAUGAUGAUGGGCGGUGGUCUACCAGCCCACCACCAGCGGCAUCUAGGACCUUCCGGCCCGCCAUUGAGCUCUCGACUUGCGGGCCUUGACCUCAGUGUAUGUGGCGGCAGAUCCACCCGGCCGGGGUCUUCCUCGUCUGCUGUGGGAGCCGUGGGCAGCUCGGCAGCUGGGCCGGUGGGGCCGGUGGACAGGCGGCCUAGCGGGGCGGGGGCGGGGGAUGGUGACCCACGGGACGUGCACGUGGGUGCACGUGGGACUGGAGCAGCGUUCGCAACGCAGGGCAGCGUAACCGCUACCGCCAGCGCGAGCCAAAUCGACAUUGUCACCGCCAGUCAAUCUCCUAGGGCGCCGGCGGCAGCUCCGUCGCCAGGAGCAGCAGCAGCUGGCGGCGACGCCACCGCCGCCGCCACCGCCGCCACGGCGGCGGCGGCGCCUGCAGGACUGCUGCCCUUGCGUGCCGUACAUACUGGGCGGUCGGCGGUGGUGAUCCCAGACGGUCCCAAUGAUGCUUUGGGUCUGGUAACGGACAGCGUACUUUACGUAGCUGUGCGUAACACCAGCAGCUAUUACUUCAGCACCGAGACAGGUACGACCAGCGCAGAUCCCGGCGCAGCGCCGGCGCCGGCGCGGUUAAGCUUCGGCGGCGGCGGCGUUGCCGCUGGCGCCGCCGCCACCGUCGAGUUGGCUGAGGAGGUGGAUCGCAUGUCGGCGGCGGAGGGCCUGGCUGAGGAGUGGGCGGUGUUGUGGGAGAUGGUGAUGGGGCUUAGCGAGGAGGCGGCGGGACGCGUGCCGCCUCGAGGCGUCGUACGUUUGGCGGCGGUCGACAUCGCAAGGCUGACUGCCGUAGCUUUCUUUUCGCCGUUUUCCGUACAUUUGUUGUUGCAGAGCAUGUCCAGCACGGCAGUACAGUCGUUAAGACCAAGCACCAUCCACUUCCAAUUUCAGCCCUCCAUGAGUGAGCUUCGCGACGUCUUCAUCACCGGGACCGGCGCCGUUCUGCCCGGCGAGCGGAUCGGCAAUGAUCGGAUGGAGGACUUCAUCGGCCGCAUCGGCGGGCGGGCCUCCGCCGUCGGGCGGCGCGCCCUGCGCUGGAACGGGAUCGAGGGGCGGCAUUACGCCCUGAACAUUGACGGGGAGCCGCUGCACUCCAACGCCUCCAUGUGCGCUGAGGCGGUGCGGGCGGCGCUGGAUGGGGCGGGCUUGAGCCUCGGCGAUUUGCAGCAUCUGGGGGCGGCGGCGACGCAGGGCGACUAUCUGGUGCCCGGCCACGCCAGCGCCGUUCAGGCCGAACUGGGCGCGGGGCCGCUGGAGGCGUUCAGCUAUCAGUCCGUCUGCGCCAGCGCCCUGAUGGCGGCCAAGGGGGCCCCCAUGCCCGCGAUACAAGCGGGAUGUAUGAUUUGGAUUGUUCUAGGAGGGUGGCCCUAUAUGAGCAUUUUCCUGGCCCUAUUUUAUGUCUUAUCUGUACUGCAGGCUUUGGGGCUGUUGCCUUACAAUGUGGCCGGUUCGGUGUGGGGCCUUCGGGCGCAGCUGGGUGAGAUAUUCCGAUUGGAGCUGCUCGUCCACAACCACGGCAGUCACACACACCAUGUCACCUUCUCCUUGGCGGCGUCACCGAACGCGGCCGCCUCCGCCACGGUGGUGGUGGCGGUGGCGGCGGCGCCGCCGCCGCCGCCGUCAGACUUCUUCGCCGCAGGCAUGCACGGUGUACGACAGAACCAGCAGAAUCGCCAACCCUGUACGAGCGACGGUUACACUACCGGGCCCAACUUCGUUCUGGGAGCAACCGGCAACCCGAUCGUGGCGUCCUACGGUAGAGGUACCGCCAACGCCAGCGCUGGCGAGUUGUACGGCGGCGGCGCUGCCGCCGACGCAGCUGCCGCCGUACACGUGCCGGAGCCGGGUAUCGACCCGGGUGUCGUCCUGGUUGGUGCGGUACAUAAUGUCCUUGUGACCGUUGGGCCCCGUAGUACGCGCAUAUAUGCGUCGAUGGAUCGCCUCAAUGUGUUGUGCGUUUAA
Molecule: messenger RNA, 5391 nt
Organism: Volvox carteri f. nagariensis
Lineage: Eukaryota; Viridiplantae; Chlorophyta; Chlorophyceae; Chlamydomonadales; Volvocaceae
Exons: 32
Coding region: 1-5391 (1796 amino acids)
Cellular component (GO): trans-Golgi network
Molecular function (GO): acyltransferase activity
Source: RefSeq, a predicted model, not a curated record